AAUAAUAUAACGCAUAUAGUUCAUGAUAUGAUAGCAUUAAAACUAAAACCGCCUGAAUGUGUUGUAUCUUGGGUGUUGGCUGUUUUCAGUGGCACUAUCUCUGCUGGCUUUGUUAUAAGGGUUAGGGUACAAAGCCGGGAAUAGUACAUAAGGAGCGGCUCGCCUCCCGUAGAACCAUACCGUAUCACAUACGCACACGAAGCCCUCAUCUUGACAGUUUCCAUCGACUGUCAGUUCCAUUCGUUGUGUCCGACUCAAAAAUUACUUGUUGGACAGCAAUUGUGUUAUUUUCUUCUGUUUUUCUCUUCUAGAACUCCCACUGCAUCUUUUGAUCAAUUCUUUUAAUUGAGCGUCAUGACUGGUUUCUUCCCCAGCAUUUUCUCUGCCUUUGUGGCAUUCUCCGCCUUCACGUCUGGUGUUCUCGCCAUGCCCGUGGAGGGUGGUAUUCGUAAUUUGGUCAAGCGCCGCGGCUUCAAGCCGUCUGCCGGUGCUGAACGCUUUGAAGGAUUUGCUUCCGCCGACUCGGCCCCUCUUCUUUCUUCUUCCAACGCCGAUACUACCGGCUUGGAGUCCGAGUACAUUGUCUUGCUCCAACCCAACACCGAAGCCGAUAGCGUUCAUCGACACCUUCAAUGGGUGAAAGACCUUAGUCGCGAGGAUGCCGAGAUGCGUGCUGUCGACGCUUCUUUGGAUGGCAUUGACGUGAUGAGCUCCGUUAAGCACGUUUAUGAUUUGAGCGACCUUGGUUUCCAAGGAUACUCUGGUCGUUUCAGUUCCUAUGUACUCGAACAAAUUCGUCAACAUCCUGAUGUUGCCAUUGUUGAGCGUGAUCAAGUUGUCCGUGUUCAGGACCAGAUCCAACAAUCAAACGCUCCUUGGGGCCUCGCUCGCAUUUCCCAUCGUGAGACGUUGGAUGCUGAUACUUUGACCAAAUACGAAUACGACAGCAGUGCUGGCGAGGGAGUCGAGGUCUACAUUAUCGACACUGGUAUCAACACCAACCACACUGAAUUCGAAGGCCGUGCCGUUUGGGGCAAGACCAUCCCUACUGGUGAUGCAGAUGUUGAUGGUAACGGUCAUGGAACCCACGUUGCCGGUACUGUUGCCUCAAGAGCCUAUGGUGUCGCCAAGAAGGCUAAGGUCAUUGCCGUCAAGGUUCUUCGCUCUAACGGUUCGGGCACUAUGUCUGACGUUAUUUCCGGUAUUGAAUGGGCUGUGAAGGAUUACAUUCGCAAACUUGUGAAGGGCAAGAAGAACACUUCUAUUGCCAACAUGUCCCUUGGUGGUGGUCGUAGUAUCAUCCUUGACUUCGCUGUUGACGUUGCUGUCCGUUCUGGUGUUUCGUUUGCCGUUGCUGCGGGUAACGAGGAUGACGAUGCUUGCUAUUCCUCCCCUGCCGCUUCAAACCUCGCAAUCACUGUUGGUGCUUCGACCAUCAAUGAUGCUCGUGCCUACUUCUCCAACUAUGGUGACUGUGUUGAUGUCUUUGCCCCCGGUUUGAACAUUCUUUCUACUUGGAUCGGUUCCAAUGUUUCCACCAACAUCAUCUCUGGUACCUCGAUGGCCACUCCUCACAUUGCUGGUUUGGCUGCUUAUCUUGUCGGUUUGAAUGACACUUUGUCUGUUUACGAUAUCAAGGAUCUUAUCCUUGACUUGGCUACCAAGGAUGUUCUUUACGAUAUCCCUGCCGACACCCCUAACCUGCUUGCCUACAAUGGAAUCAGCGCCUAAGUAGGUAUCGACGGCGAUUCAUGAAAUGUAUAUAAUGAUGACUGCUCUCUCAUGUGCCUUACUGAUGUUUCAUAUUUUUAACAAUAAUCUCAACGUUAGGAAAUGGUGACCAAACUCUUUCAAUCGUUCACUCUAACUGUUGCCUUAUGAUUUUUAACGUUGUCACAAUAAAUUACCAUUUUCUAUUAAUAACUUAACAAAACGAUAAUCGUUGACAGAGAUGGGAUGAGGUGC
Molecule: messenger RNA, 1965 nt
Organism: Schizosaccharomyces japonicus yFS275
Lineage: Eukaryota; Fungi; Ascomycota; Schizosaccharomycetes; Schizosaccharomycetales; Schizosaccharomycetaceae
Product: vacuolar serine protease Isp6
Exons: 1
Coding region: 355-1731 (458 amino acids)
Biological process (GO): autophagy; conjugation with cellular fusion; zymogen activation
Cellular component (GO): fungal-type vacuole
Molecular function (GO): serine-type peptidase activity; serine-type endopeptidase activity; peptidase activity
Source: RefSeq, a predicted model, not a curated record